Molecule: messenger RNA, 409 nt
Organism: Mycotypha africana
Lineage: Eukaryota; Fungi; Mucoromycota; Mucoromycetes; Mucorales; Mycotyphaceae
Exons: 1
Coding region: 91-393 (100 amino acids)
Source: RefSeq, a predicted model, not a curated record
GCAAGAUAGUGUGAUCUAAGAACAGAGAACAGGUAGAACAGAUCAAAACAACUACUGAACAGACUAAAGGAUUUUGAUUGAUAUCUAUACAUGCUACGUCUGAAACGUAACCAACGAGACAGAUGGUCAUUACACCAACCUCCUGCCAACUACUCAAUCUCGCCACACAAACCUGUCAUACAAGCUGAAAAUCUACCGGUUGACAGAUGUUACUUUGACAUAUGUGUAAGCACUCGUGAAUCGGAAGCGUCCGAUGAAACCAAAGCUGAAUAUGAAGCUAUGAUACAAGAACAAAACAACUUACAAAGCUUGAAAAACUUGGGAUCUGAUGUCAUGGCUUGGGUUGCAAGAAUCGUAAAUUGGUCUGAAAAGGAUAUGUUCAAAAACUUAUGAACCGUCCCUGAUCUGC